AUGUUGCAGUUCAAGCAUGAGCACAUUUUGAGACUGCUGGCUGUUUGUGUUGAAGGAGAACCCUGCUAUUUGCUGCUGGAGUUGAUGGAUGGAGGAGACCUUCUGAGUCACUUGAGGAGUAACAGACCAACAACUCAUGCAUGUUCGUUGGAAAGUGAGAUACUGGAGUACAGGUACACACACCUGCACCGGUUCCCAACGUCCAUGGAUCUCCUCGAGCCUCUGCUUCUUUUGCUGCUGCUUGUUGUGCUCUGUAACUUCCGCUUCAACAUCGUCAAGAUUGGGGACUUUGGAUUGGCCAGGGAUGUUUACAAAAAUGAUUACUACAGGAAGGAAGGAGAAGGUUUAUUGCCCGUCAGGUUUGAUAUGAUGACCAAGUGUUGGAGCUACAGUCCGGAAAACCGCCCGAGUUUCAGGUACUGUCUGGAGUACUUGUCGGGACUGCGGAAGAAAAUGAGGGGACUUUGGGACGAAGCCAUUCAGCAGAGAAACAAUGACACCCAUGGCGACCUCACUUGGCACCAGGAACUCUGUGAAGCCGUUUUUGGCAGGAUUCAGUAUCACCCAAUUUGCUCUCAUCGCAAUUGCUCUUCGUGGAGAUCGUCGACAAGUACGAGAGAUGGUCAGCAAUCCAGAAACGCCGUGACAACAAGUGUAGUUUCUUCGGGGAAUCGGAGUUCAGAUGUCGGGGGUUAUGUUGUACCAGCGUCCAGGCAAGUCGUGCGGCUGUCGGCAGAUGUCGCCAGCGACGUCACAGGAGUCACUAGUUUACCAAAGUAUCUGGAGAUUGUCAAUGGUUCCACCAAUGGUGGCUACGAGGUGCCAUUUUGCUUUACGACAUCGCCAGGGAAUGGAGUAGUGAUUGAAGCAGAUUUGGCACGAUUGUAUGCCAAUUCCAGUCGAUGGGCGUCAGUUUUAGGCGGGGUUUGUCAGCCUCGUCAUCAGGCCUCUACGUCGACGUCGACAUCAGAUGGGAUGACGAGUGACACUGACGAGUCGCAGCAGUUCAACAGCAUGACACCCUUGUAUGCCAAACCGAAACCGCGUCGACACCAUAAAAUAUGUCCCAAUAAGUCAGAGUAUGUCAAUGUUCAGGCGCUACCUUUUGUUGGCAAAGAAACCGUUUGCUGAAAUAUGUAAGGCCGCGAAAUGAAUUUUAUUCG
Messenger RNA from Notodromas monacha, 1163 nucleotides. NCBI's taxonomy places the organism in Eukaryota, Metazoa, Arthropoda, Ostracoda, Podocopida, Cyprididae. The record is from the annotation of a GenBank genome assembly.